AUGAGUAAUAGAUUAGUUCCAUUAUUGUAUAUUAUUAUUAUUAUUGUUGUUACUGUUGGUGGUAAUGGCAAUGGCAUGACUGCUGCGCGAAAUACAAUUCAUACUAGAGCGUCACCAUCAAAAGUAUUAUUUGUUGCAUUUCCAUUAUAUUCCCAUUUGAUUAGUUUAAUAUCAGUAGCAAAACAACUACAAAACAUAAGUCAUCAUCAUUGUACAUUUGCUUUGUUUGAUGAACAAAUUGAAGUAUUAAAAUCAAAAUCAUCAUUUGAUAAUCAAUUUAAUAUCAUUAGUUGUGGUUCAUUAAAUGAUAUAAAAACUCAGCAUCAUAUAGUUGAAUAUGAAUCAAAUCUACAAUUUUUAAUUCGUUUUACAUUACCAUUAGUAUUAUCAAUUUAUGAACCAAUGUAUAAAUGUUUAAGACAACAUGUACAGACAAAUCACUAUGAUUUAUUUAUAAUCGAUGUGCUUUCGUUUGCUGCACAUGAUUUAGCUUAUGAAUCAAAUAUAUCGUAUGUGAUACAUUCUUGUAACAGUCAUAUUGGAGAAGAAAUAAAUGUACCCACAUGGAUACCAAAUGGACUUGAUUUAACAACAUUAACAGAAAUGCAUCAAUCAUACUGGACAAGAUUUCAUAAAAAAAUAAUUAUUCCAUUACAGAUUAUGUAUCAUUUAAAGUCACAUAUGGACGAUUUAGCUAAUAUUCGUCGACGAUUAAAUGUAAACGUUCCAUUUUUUCCACUAUUCAAUCGAAAUAAUCCAAUUAUUAUUCCAAAUCCGGUGGCUUUUGAGUUUCGGCGAUCAUAUAUUCCAAUUUAUCAUUUUGUAGGAUUUGUUAUUGAACCAUCAAAUUCACACUUAGAAUUGACGAAUGAUGAUUAUGAUAUUGAUAUGUGGCUAAAUCAAACGGAAAAUGAUAAAUUUGUUAUGCUUGUUGCGUUAGGUUCAGUUACAACUGUUAGUCAACGUAUUUGGAAUGAAAUAAUACAAACAAUACAUUUAGUCAAAAAUAUGCGAUUAUUAUUAGCUAUAAAUGAUAAAUCAAUCAAAAAUAUUUUACAGUCCAAUCCUAAUAUAACAUCAGAUCGUUUAUUAGCUAAAAAUUGGAUCAAUCAACAACGUAUAUUAAAUCAUAAAGCAAUUAGAAUAUUUUUUAAUCACGGCGGAUUACAUACUUUGGCAGAAUCAAUACAUGCACAUAUCCCAAUGAUUGUUAUGCCUAGUUUUGGUGAUCAAUAUAUAAAUGCAGCUAAAGUACAAGAAUAUCAACUAGGAUUAGCUAUUCAUCGAGAUACAAUUACAUCGUUAGAAAUUGCACAAAAGAUUCAUUAUAUAAUUGAUCCUAUUAAUUAUUCCACUAUUCUUAAACAAUUAACUAAAAUGCAUCAAUUAAGUGAAUUAAGUGGUGGUGCUUCUAGAGCCGCUGUGUUAAUCGAUAACUGGUUAUUAACUGGCUAUGAACAUUUAGUUACAUAUGAUAAUCGCUUAUCAUACUUUAUAGCUUCUGGUUUAGAUAUUCAAUUAACAUGGAUUCUAAUUACCUUAACCUUAACGUCUUUGUUUCUAUUUUUAUUAUGGUCAAUUUGUCGAUACGUCUGCGGUGGUAAAGAAACCUCAGCAGACGUCAAGGCAAAACAAUUCUGA
Messenger RNA from Didymodactylos carnosus, 1641 nucleotides. The record is from the annotation of a GenBank genome assembly. NCBI's taxonomy places the organism in Eukaryota, Metazoa, Rotifera, Eurotatoria, Philodinida, Philodinidae.